This is a messenger RNA of Rotaria sp. Silwood1, 747 nucleotides long. Lineage: Eukaryota; Metazoa; Rotifera; Eurotatoria; Philodinida; Philodinidae. The record is from the annotation of a GenBank genome assembly.
AUGCCACAUAUUGUUAGCAUCUCAGCCAAAACAUUAGAACUAAUUCGAUGGACAAAAGAAGAAAGCGGUUCAUGUCAAUUUAAAUUACUAUCGUCGUGCCGUGAAACACCAGCAAUCCAAAAAAAUUGGCAGAAGACAUGCUUAUUCGAGAUAAUUACCGACGCAAACUUGACGUUAUGUCGCAUUGAACUUGAACCGGAACCAAUAUUUAUACAACGAAUUGGCCAACAAUGGGCAAUAUCGACAAUAAAUGAAACAAAGUGUCACCGGGUCCCACAAUUAGAGCACGAACAACAUGCUAUAACAACGAACAAUGAAAUAACCAUUCCUCCAAUCUCAUUGAUCACCAUCGAUAAAUCAACAACAUGGAGCUGUGAUCACUUCCUUUUACCAAGUAUAACAAAUGGCACGGAUAAACGGAUUACAAUCAUUGAUGACAGAAAAUUAAAUUACGAUGAUUCGAACUUAAUCAAUCUACACCAAACAAUGAACAAUAAUACACGAUGGGAAAAAAUCCCGUACAUUCCGGGAGAUAUAAAGAAUAUGUUCGAAUAUAUGAUAGCAACAACAACAACACCAACACCAACGCCGAUACAAUCAACAACAUCAUUCUAUCAACAUGGAUUAUCAAUAGCUAUAGGUAUAGUAGGUGUAACAACUAUCACCUCAAUAGUUCUAUACCUGAAGCUACGAGGCAAAGUGAGCAAGGCAUCAACAACUAAGAUAAUUACGAUGCCACCAAUAUGA